AUGAUCAAACAACUUAUUGGUCAACUAUUUUCAUCUCAAUGUCAUUUAACAUCUCUUCGAAUUGAUUUAGGCCAUUAUCUUUUUGAUGUUGAUAUUAAUGAAUGUUUAACAUCAAAUUCUUAUGUCUCAUCGAAUUCUUUUGACUAUCAACGUCAAUCUUUUUGUUUGACUCUUUGUCGUUUAUAUAUUCGAAUUGAAAAUUCAUGGUUUUUUGAAAAUCUUAUUUCACAUAUACCUAAUCUCGAACAAAUGUCAGUACAAUUUCAUACUACAUUAAAAUUCGAUUUAUCAUGGAGAUCAAAUGUUGAAAUAAUGAAACAAUCAAAUGAAAAUUGGUUUAACAAAUUACCAAAGCUAAGAUAUUUUAGUUUAAAAACUUUUAUUUAUGAUGAUUCGGAAUUUAUUUAUUUGAAAUGGCUUCUCAAUAAUUUAAAUUAUGUUGAAAAACUUCAACUUCAUCUUAAAAAUGAUCAACUCGAUGAAAGAAAAUCUCAAGAGAUAUGGAAAUCAUUGAUUGAUGCAAAUUUCAUUCGUCAAAAUUGUUUACCUGAUAGAAUAAAGAAUUUAAGUAAUUUCGAUUUCUAUAUUUGUUCACGACGUCAAUUAUCAUUCAAUGAUAUAGAAAAAAUAACAAAUUCAUUUAAAAAUCAUUCUUUUUUUCUUGAUCAUCAAUGGACAAAUGUUAAUUGUUUUUUUGAUCCAAUAAUGUUAUCUCAACAUAUUUUCUCUUCUUUUACAAAUACAUUUCGAUUUUCUCAUAAUUUUAUUAAAUAUUCAAAUAUUUUCAAUUGGCCACUUAUUGGCGAUAUCUGGUUUAAUUUACAUCCAUCACUUUAUUUAAUUCUUCAAGGAGUUAAUCAAUUAACUCCUAAUCUUUCUUGUAUCAAAGUAUACACAAACCUUCAUGAGAAACCGUUUGAUGUACUUCACUUAUUACAUUAUAAUAGUUUUCAUUUAAGAAGAAAUAUUUUUUUUGAUUUUAUGCAAUCAGCAAGAUCAACACCAGCAAUUGAAAAACCUGAUGGUUUACCCUUAGCUAAUAAUAUACAUUUGACAAUAUCAUUAUAA
This is a messenger RNA of Rotaria sp. Silwood2, 1068 nucleotides long. The record is from the annotation of a GenBank genome assembly. NCBI's taxonomy places the organism in Eukaryota, Metazoa, Rotifera, Eurotatoria, Philodinida, Philodinidae.